UGAUGCCCCCCCCCCCCCCAUAUGAUAAAGUAUUGUCACUGAGCUUCCAGAUCCCAGAGCUCCCCCUGCUCAUGCUCCCCUCCAAGCUCCUUUAUCCCUAAUUCUCCAUCUCACGCCCCCUCCUGGCCCCCGGAUCCUCGUGCUCCGUGUCAGACCGAAUUGUGCACACCCCGGGUAUGGCUGAGAGCCGUCGGACACUGGCUGCCCUGGGGAGGAGGCUGCUGGCCGCAGCGCUGUGCACACUGCUGCUCUGCUCACAGUGCGGCUUCUCCCGGACCCUGAGGAAGAGAGCCCUGAAACUCAGCGACAAGGACGAUGAUUAUGAAUACCCUCUCCAUCCCCACAACACUAACUACCAAAAGAAUGACAGGUGCCCGCCUCCACCCCAGUCCCUGCCAGAUCGAGCCUGCGAAGUGCCCAGCUGCCGCUCCGACUCUGAGUGCGAGAGGCACAAACGCUGCUGUUACAACGGCUGUAUCUACGCCUGCUUAGAGUCAGUCCAGCCUCCGCCAGUGCUUGAUUGGUUGGUGCAGCCCAAACCGCGCUGGCUAGGAGGGAACGGAUGGCUACUUGAUGGACCAGAGGAAGUGUUACAAGCUGAAGCCUGCAGCACCACUGAAGAUGGGGACGAGCCCUUGCAUUGUCCUACAGGGUACGAAUGUCAUAUAAUUAACCCUGGCAGCCCUACAGAGGGAAUCCCAAAUCGAGGGCAGUGCAUCAAGCAGAAAGGUAACACAGAUGGACGAAAUCUGAGACACAAAUACUACAAAGACUUACCCGGUGGUAACUAUAACAAUAUACUGGUGGGCUUUGAAAAGCAGCCGCAGAAGCACUUAGGAUAAAGAACCCCAAGCUGGCUUUACCAGUCACCAUCGCAACUCACCCAAAGAACAUGGUUCCUUCAGAGAUACCCCUGAAACAGACAUCUAAUACUUCUCUCCAUCAAAGAAGCUCUUCCUCGGCUGGUAUUAUCUGUCAAACACAAUGACAUCUCUCCAAGAGAACAUUUAUUAUAGCAAUCCCCUGAGAUCCAACAAGGUGGGCAUUGGAAAUCAUAGCUUUAAAAGCUAAGAGACUAUAAAUCUUUCAUUUUCCAAAUAAUGAUGUGUUUUUCGUCCCCUGACUUUUCAUAUGGCGUUUAAUGAGGAAAAAAACACUCUUGCUGUCAUGGAACGUUACAAAUGUCCUCCCUUCCUCGAAGACUGCAGCUUCCAAAACUUUGACAGACGCAACGCCUUUGUUCUAAUUCUAAGGUUCAUCUGCAACUCUUUGGGAGCCAGAAUGAUGGCCAAUUCCAUUGCCGUUUUAAGACAUACGCAUACUGGGGCCAUGCGUUCCCUGGCAGUCUUAUCAACAUUGACAUUCAAACUUUAAAAUUUUAUUUUUCGUACAACAGAAUUAUUUGUGCAUUAAAAUACAUGUGCUUCUACAUUCUGGCA
This is a messenger RNA of Pelobates fuscus (common spadefoot toad), 1439 nucleotides long. RefSeq names its product WAP four-disulfide core domain 1 (gene WFDC1). Lineage: Eukaryota; Metazoa; Chordata; Amphibia; Anura; Pelobatidae. The record is from RefSeq and is a predicted model, not a curated record. Bases 177 to 842 code for a protein of 221 amino acids. Gene Ontology annotation, biological process: regulation of cell growth. The transcript is spliced from 7 exons. Gene Ontology annotation, molecular function: peptidase inhibitor activity. Gene Ontology annotation, cellular component: extracellular region.